AUGCGUUACAAGCAGGAGAGAUAUGAACAACAUGGGGAUGGUAUUUCAUCCCCGGUUCACAGAGCUGCUUGGUAUUCUUGGAGGCUCGAGGCAACACUUGGUGAGGAACAUGACUUGAGGAACAUGACUCCAGAUCAGAUACUUCUUGCUCAUUAUUUUAUGAGCUUUAGAAGCAGUGUGUCCAAACAUUAUCGCAUAUUUUUGGACAACACUGCUUUAGAGGAAGAGAACGUGUUGCCACUGACAGCUGCCAUUGCAAAGGUCACCUGGUUCCUGGUCUCCCUGGCGGCGGCGGACCUGCUGUUGCUGCUGCUGUGCGUGCCCUUGGAGACCCUGCAGUACUUCCUGUGGACGCCCCACCUCUCGCUGCCCGUCUGCAAGCUCUCGUCCUACUUCGAGCUGCUGUCGGCUGUCGCUUCCGUCCUCAACCUGACGGCGGUGAGCCUGGAAAGGUACAUCGUGAUCGUAUACCCCAUGAGAUCGCGGACCUUCUGCACCCUCAGCAACUGCCGGCGAGCCAUAAUAGGCGUCUGGAUCGUGUCCCUUGUGCUGUCUGUUCCCGCAGGCAUGACCCAGACUGUGAUAAAAAUCCUUGAAAGUGUCUCUCACAGCAACAGCAAGGAUGUAUACUCCAUGACCUACUACAACGCCACUCACAGCGUCACCGUCUACCACUGCGCUACUGGAGGCGACCACGACCUGGUGUUCGCCGUCUACCGCCUCGUCAUCGUGUUCCUCCUGCCGGCGCUGCUCAUGUCCUUCUUCUACGCCAGGGUUAUCAAGGCGCUGUGGGUGUCGACGAAGAAGAUGACGGCGAUGACGAGGGUGUACAGCACGCGCUGGGACUCUCGCCACAGCAUCUCCUCCCACAACUCCUUGGCCUCGUGCUCCGUCAACUCAGGCCUCGUGCAGCCGUCGCCUUCCGCUGCCUCCGGGCUUGCGAUGCUCCACGCUGCCUGCCCGCUGAAGAGGUGCGUCCACAGGCAGCGGUCCGGCGAGGAGGUGAAGCAAGCUAGGAAGCAGGUCAUCAAAAUGCUGAUCCUGGUCAUCAUCCUGUUCAUGGCGUGCUGGGGCCCCAAGAUCGUGUUCUUCGUGUUCCUGAAGAACGGGCUGGCUCAGGGUUCCUUCAAGCCCCUCGUGUAUAACAUGAGGGUCGCGUUGGGUCUCCUGCCCUUCAUCCACUCGUGUCUCAACCCCAUCAUCUACAGGUAA
Molecule: messenger RNA, 1212 nt
Organism: Penaeus vannamei (Pacific white shrimp)
Lineage: Eukaryota; Metazoa; Arthropoda; Malacostraca; Decapoda; Penaeidae
Source: RefSeq, a predicted model, not a curated record